This is a messenger RNA of Porites lobata, 3402 nucleotides long. NCBI's taxonomy places the organism in Eukaryota, Metazoa, Cnidaria, Anthozoa, Scleractinia, Poritidae. The record is from the annotation of a GenBank genome assembly.
AUGGGGGUCAAGGGACUCGUACGUUACGUUAGUUCGAUCUCAAAUCUUUGGGAAAAGAUCAUUCUUCAGGAUACCAAACUCGUCAUAGAUGGGUAUUCUUUGUGCUACCAUCUUUAUGAAUUUGACUCCCGGUGCGGUGGGCAAUACGACGAGUUUUACCACGCGGUUAAUUCGUUUUUUACUGCUUUGAGUUCUAAACGAGUCGAGUGCUUUGUGAUCUUCGAUGGAGCGGACGAUCCAAGCGACAAAAAGCUGGAAACACUCCGGAACCGAGCAAAGGAGAAUAUUCAAAAGGCGAAUGCUUUGGCAAAAUCAGCCGAUGACCGACAGUUCUUACUUCCGCUUUUGACCAAAGAUGUUUGCCUACAGGCGCUAAGGGAUGGUGGCAUUCAAUUUGCAGUUUGCGACAGGUAAGAAAAGCUUUGAUAAACGCACUGUUUCGAAAAUUUUGAAUGCGGGAAUUCCCCCAUGAAGUAAUGGUGAGGGAUGGGAGGGGCAGUCGUCUUACAGCCAAUGGUAAAAAGUGAGUACCCGAUGCGACAAAGUUGUUCAGAGCCCUGACCUGCACUUGUUAUGCCACUGCGGGCAGGCUCCCAGGGAAAAGUUGUUUAAAGAGAAGGGGAGAGACUUGUCUCCUCACACGGUAACCGGUCAUUUUGCCCCCAAGUCAUUUCGCCCCGGUUUUUUAGCCCCCUUUUUGAGUCAUUUAGCACUCUUCAAAUGUCAUAUUCCUCGAUCUACAAGCCAUAAAGAAAAACAAGCGAACUUCAAACGUAACAUUCCUCGUUCUAAAAAAGGGGGCUAAGUAACCGGGGCGAAAUGACCGUAAAUAAAGCCCUCGUUCGAACCCCAACUAAAGAGCCUUUCCAUAGGCAAGCACAUCCACACACUCGGCCCUGCCAUAUGAAGCUAAGAAAUUGUUUGUUAAGCCAGUGUAUUUUCUUCUACGGCAAGCUGUGUAGUUUUUGAUGUUGUAUUUGACCUAAGAUGUGAUCCUCUCGCUUUUCCUCAACAGUGAAGCUGAUGCAGAAAUUGCUUCCUUGGCUCAGUCAUGGAACUGCCCAGUUCUAGGCAAUGAUAGUGACUUCUUCAUAUUUGAUAUAAAAGCGGGCUACAUACCACUGUCUUUUUUCGACUGGAAAGCAGGUCAAUUAACAGCCAAUAUUUUCUACCGUAGUAAACUGGCAUCACACUUUCGAAUUCGCGCGGAACUGAUUCCUUUGUUAGCUUCUUUGGCGGGCAAUGAUUACGUGAGUUCGGACGCACUUGCGGCUUUUAACCGUGUACCGACUCCCAUUCCAACCAUGAAUCCUUCUAGCGGAAGAAAACUAAGGUUUGAAAGCAUUGCGAACAUGCUGUCCCAGCUACCUGACUCGUGUAACCAACAGAAAGCACUGGAGUCUAUCCUUCAAAAGACAUCCUCACCGCCUGAACUGGGGCAAGAUGUAGAACUUUCUCUUCAGGAAUAUAACAUUAAGGAAUCGAAUUUAUUGGAUUAUUUCAGAACUGGUGAGGUGUGCAGCUCCCUUAGGACACGUAGUGGCCACGAAAUUGAGCAGUGGGUUUUGCGUCGGUUUCGUUCUGGGCUGUUUUCAACCAAAUUUAUGAAUAGUUUAACCUCUGGUAAAUGCUCGCUUCGAGUGCAGGUUGAAAACUGUCGGGAAAUUUCCAUAAACCGCUCUUCUUCGCGGCUUAGACAGUUUGUUUACGGUAUUCUAAACGAUGUAGAAGAAGGCACAAAAGAGACAGGGAAUUUAUCAGCUGUCGAAGAAUGGAAUAGAGAGGGUAUGACGGUGAAGGAGUCAAAUGUUGCUCCCUGUCAAGAGGGUGUGGUACCAGGUAUAAGUCACAUCCCAGAUCUGGAGACCACAGAGACGCUAAACAUUUUGUUAUUUGCGCUUGAUAGUGCAGACACACCUGAAAUCGAGGCUUUACCGCAGGAUAUGAAAUUAUUUGCUGCAUCACUUCGUCAUCUUCUCAACAAUGCGCAGCCAGAGCUGAACAUAAAUCAUCUCUUGGCUUUAUUGUGCUGUUGUGUUAAAUUACAAGACAAUUUGAAGGAAGAGAACGUGAAAACUCAAUCAAUUGAUCUGCGAGCAGCGCACAGUUUUUGUCAGUGGCAGUCUGUUUUGAGAGAGGCUAUCAACCUUAACUGUACUCUACUCGAACCUGUGCUUACGCCGUACAUUCAUAAGAUACACAAUGGACUAACGGCGCACAGUCUGGCGGAGGACCUAAAUCAAGGUGAGUUAUUUAUCGAAAAAACACUGAGUAAAGCAUGCCAGCACUUCCCCGUGUACCACCAAUACUCAAAACUAUGAAAAUUAGAACAAAAAAUUGAAAAACCUAAAAAGGAUUUUUACAACAGAUGGACAGUAAGAUGGUUUUCAGUUGACACUGACUGAUUAUUGUGGUCGAAUCUUUCAACUUCUAUCGAGCUCAGCUACUUGCUUCUAUUGUGAGACAAAGUCAGUCCUCUAUAUAUUAUUUGCAAACCGCGUCGUGUCAACUAGUAUUCUGCGGUGACUCGACUUUUCGCGUAGGUUAUUAAGGUAGCUCAAGCUAACGUGAAAAGGAAUUCAACAUGAAAAGAAAUGUCAACUUGAGAUCGAAAUGUUUGCCUGUACGUGUCAAAAGUGCUUGGCUAAAAGGCAUGAAAAGUGACUUUGUAGUAUUACACGGUGGCGCGAAAAUAUGAAUUUAAUUUCAAUCGGCAAAACAAUAUUUUACGAACGAGCGCAGCGAGUGAGUAAAAUAUUGUUUUUGUCACGAAAAAAUAAAAUUCAUAUCUUCAAGCCGCCGUGUAAUGUUCUUUCUAUAACAUAGACAAAAAGACAUCGAUAAAAUAAUAGAGGGAAACGACCGAAAUUACGUCAUCGAUAAACUCACGUGUGAGAUUAUGGAAAAUAAACCACUCAGUUUUUAUGAAUUUUACGACUAGUAUAUUUUCCAGUUAAACACUCGUGUCUAUGUAAUAAAAGGUUAUAAAUACUCUCUUAUUUGAAAGUUGCACGCUAACAGUUGCCUUUUCAGUUUAAUUUUUCAAUGACAGCCCAGUCCAACACUUUUACACUACAACGUGGACCUUGUUACACCUUGUUACGAUCAGGAAAGAACGUACAAAUUUAGCAGUAAUUUAUUAUGUACUUUCUUUUUCCAGGACGCACCCCAGAGGAACUAAUUCCGUCUUCAAAAAAACAGUUGUUCAUCACGCUUAAAAAUGCAGUAAUUACAAAGGAUCUGCUACACAAAAUCGCUCUAGAAGAAAGACCACGUGGAAGGAACAGUGGAAGGACGGCCGGAGGUUCUCAUGUCAGGGCUGCAACGAGCACAUUUGAUGUCCGCAAAAUGUGGGAAAAUCGAUUUGCAUGUUUGCGCAGCUUGGAAGACCAAGAUAGUUAG